Messenger RNA from Solanum pennellii, 1451 nucleotides. Its product is annotated as transcription factor FAMA. The record is from RefSeq and is a predicted model, not a curated record. Bases 309 to 1277 code for a protein of 322 amino acids. Gene Ontology annotation, biological process: guard cell differentiation; stomatal complex development; positive regulation of DNA-templated transcription. Gene Ontology annotation, cellular component: nucleus. The transcript has 3 exons. Lineage: Eukaryota; Viridiplantae; Streptophyta; Magnoliopsida; Solanales; Solanaceae. Gene Ontology annotation, molecular function: protein dimerization activity; DNA-binding transcription factor activity.
AUAUAUAUAUAUAUAUAUCGCGUGUCUUAUUUUAUUUUUGUAUAUAUAUAUGUACUGGAACCAAAAUACAGCCAAAAAGUCCAUUAUUUCUGAGAUAAUCUUAUCAAGCCUUUCAACACCAUAUAUACAUUUUUAAUUGUUUGUCUUAUUUAUUUAUUUUUCAUUCAAAUAAUUUCAAAAUUUUAUUUUCUCACAAUAUUAUCAUGAUAGUUUGUUGCUGAAUUUGUCAGGUUUCUAAAGGUGGACCCAAUGAUUGAUAAAUAAUAAUUUGUGUACAAUUUAGUAAUUAAUAUAUAUAAAAAAAAAUUAUGGAGAAAAAAGAAAAAAAAACAGGUAUAUAUAUAUAUAUAUUCACACAUAAACAUCUAUAUUUUUCCUAUGUUCUUUUUGAUCCUAUGCUUUUUAUUUUCACUAUGUUGUCUCACUUUGAACAUGAAAUAUUAUUGCAGCCUACAAUUUUUCCAAGUUUAUUAAAUGAUGAUAAUUAUAACUACUCUCUUGAUGAUGAUUCUUAUAAUUAUGAACAUCAACAAAUGGUUAAUAUUGAUGAAGAAAAGGCCUUGAUGGUGUCACAAAAAGAAGAGGAAAUUAAUGUGACAUUUGUUGGUGAAAAUAGCAAAGGAAAUGAAAGCAAGAAGAAGAGAAAAAGAACAAAAAUAAGAAUGAAGAGUAGUGAGGAAGUUGAGAAUCAAAGAAUGACACAUAUUGAAGUUGAGAGGAAUAGAAGAAAACAAAUGAAUGAACAUCUUCAUGUGUUGAGGUCUCUCAUGCCAAGUUCAUAUGUACAAAGGGGUGAUCAAGCUUCAAUUGUUGGUGGAGCAAUAGAAUUUGUAAGAGAAUUGGAACAACUUUUACAAUGUCUUGAAUCACAAAAAAGAAGAAAACUCUAUGGAGAUAAUCAUCAAGAUUCAUCAUUAUUAAUGGAAAUUCAAAAUCCAUCUAAUAAUUUAGUAUAUGCUCCAAAUAACAAUGAAAUUGGGAUUAUUCAAGAAGAUAUAGCUGAGAUUAAGUCAUGUUUGGCUGAUGUUGAAGUGAAAAUUAUUGGUAUUGAUAAUGCUAUGAUAAAGAUUUUAUCAAAAAGAAGGCCAGGGCAACUCAUUAACACUAUUUCUGCAUUACAAGAUUUGCAACUUAACAUUAUUCAUACAAAUGUUACAACAAUUGAACAGACUGUUUUGUAUACUUUCAAUGUUAAGAUUUGUGGUGAAACAAGGUUUUCAGCUGAUAAUAUAGCAAAUUUGGUGCAGCAAAUAUUCAGUUUUUUUUCAUGCAAAUAGUGCAAUAUGAAGUAAAAUUAGUGGAAGCCAGCUGCCUUAAUUUAUCAGUAUUUGUAUACUUAUAGUAUAUAGUAAUUAAAUCUUGUUUAAUUUUGGAGUUGAUAUCUUAGUAAUUAUUCCUUACAUAUAGUAUAUUUUUAUUGACCAUUCAAAUAAAAAAAAUUCAAAUUCAAA